GUGGAUACGCCAUCUUUAAAGUUGUGUUGCAGCUGAAUGGUGGAACAAACUGUGGUUAGAGAACAUAUCAAAGCGAGAGUCAUGUCAUUAGUGAGGUCAGCAGAGCCAUCCUCAUAUAGGAACCCGAAGCUUUACUCGUUGAAUGAGAAUGGUAACAACAAUGGAGUCACUUCUGCUCAAAUCUUUGAUCAAGACAGGUCCAAGAACCCUUGUCUGACUGAUGAUUCUUACCCAAGCCAAAGUUAUGAGAAGUACUUUCUCGAUUCGCCAACUGAUGAGUUUGUUCAACAUCCUAUUGGCUCCGGUGCUUCGGUUAGCUCAUUUGGCUCUUUAGACUCAUAUCCUUAUCAGUCAAGACCGGUUCUUGGAUGUUCCAUGGAAUUUCAGUUACCGUUUGAUUCAACUUCUACUUCAUCUACGAGGCUUUUGGGAGAUUACCAAGCAGUUUCUUACAGUCCGAGCAUGGAUGUGGUGGAGGAGUUUGAUGAUGAGCAAAUGAGGUCAAAGAUUGAAGAGCUUGAAAGAGCGCUUCUCGGCGAUGAAGAUGAUAAAAUGAUUGGAAUAGAUAAUCUGAUGGAGAUUGACAGCGAAUGGUCGUACCAAAACGAAAGCGAACAGCAUCAGGACUCGCCCAAAGAAUCAUCAUCUGCAGAUUCCAACUCUCAUGUAAGUAGCAAAGAAGUGGUGUCGCAAGCCACUCCAAAGCAAAUCUUGAUAUCUUGUGCUCGUGCGCUAUCCGAAGGAAAAUCAGAAGAAGCUUUGUCAAUGGUAAAUGAGCUGAGGCAGAUUGUUUCGAUCCAAGGAGAUCCUUCUCAGAGAAUUGCAGCGUACAUGGUGGAAGGUCUAGCUGCAAGAAUGGCUGCUUCCGGAAAAUUCAUAUACAGAGCAUUGAAAUGCAAAGAGCCUCCUUCGGAUGAGAGGCUCGCAGCUAUGCAAGUCCUGUUUGAAGUCUGCCCUUGUUUCAAGUUCGGGUUUUUAGCAGCUAACGGUGCGAUAAUUGAAGCAAUAAAAGGUGAAGAGGAAGUUCACAUAAUCGAUUUCGAUAUAAACCAAGGUAACCAAUACAUGACACUGAUACGAAGUGUAGCUGAGUUACCCGGUAAACGUCCUCGCCUGAGGUUAACCGGAAUUGAUGACCCUGAAUCAGUCCAACGCUCAAUCGGAGGGCUAAGAAUCAUCGGUUUAAGACUCGAGCAACUCGCAGAGGAUAAUGGAGUAUCCUUCAAAUUCAAAGCAGUGCCUUCAAAGACUUCGAUUGUCUCUCCAUUAACACUCGGUUGCAAACCCGGAGAAACCUUAAUUGUGAACUUUGCAUUCCAGCUUCACCACAUGCCUGACGAGAGUGUCACAACAGUAAACCAGCGGGACGAGCUACUCCACAUGGUCAAAAGCUUAAACCCGAAGCUCGUCACAGUCGUUGAACAAGACGUGAACACAAACACUUCCCCAUUCUUCCCCAGAUUCAUAGAAGCUUACGAGUACUACUCAGCGGUUUUCGAAUCUCUAGACAUGACACUUCCAAGAGAAAGCCAAGAGAGGAUGAAUGUAGAAAGACAAUGUCUCGCUAGAGACAUAGUCAACAUUGUUGCUUGCGAAGGAGAAGAACGAAUAGAGAGAUACGAGGCUGCUGGAAAAUGGAGAGCAAGGAUGAUGAUGGCUGGAUUCAAUCCAAAACCAAUGAGUGCUAGAGUAACCAACAAUAUUCAGAACCUCAUAAAGCAACAAUAUUGCAAUAAGUACAAGCUUAAAGAAGAAAUGGGUGAGCUCCAUUUUUGCUGGGAGGAGAAAAGCUUAAUCGUUGCUUCAGCUUGGAGGUAAGAUAAGUGACCAGAGCAUGCAUAGUCAUUAUGUUUCAUAAAAACACUGUUAUGUUUUUUAGUUUUUACUGUAAUCUUGGGUUAUUGUGUAACUGGUUAAAUCAUCUCCAUGUAUUAUUACCAGAGAUCAGGGGUGAUCACAGGUUCUAAAGCUAAUCUAACACUUAUGGAACAAAUUUUCUUUCUUUUU
Messenger RNA from Arabidopsis arenosa, 2007 nucleotides. The record is from the annotation of a GenBank genome assembly. NCBI's taxonomy places the organism in Eukaryota, Viridiplantae, Streptophyta, Magnoliopsida, Brassicales, Brassicaceae.